Molecule: messenger RNA, 897 nt
Organism: Rhinolophus ferrumequinum (greater horseshoe bat)
Lineage: Eukaryota; Metazoa; Chordata; Mammalia; Chiroptera; Rhinolophidae
Product: 60S ribosomal protein L7a-like
Exons: 1
Coding region: 36-833 (265 amino acids)
Biological process (GO): ribosome biogenesis
Cellular component (GO): ribonucleoprotein complex
Source: RefSeq, a predicted model, not a curated record
AAUAGGAGAAUCUCUUUCUCCUUUCGUUGCCCAAGAUGCCGAAAGGGAAGAAGGCUAAGGGGAAGAAGGUGGCGCCAGCCCCUGCUGUCGUGAAGAAGCAGGAGGCCAAGAAGGUGGUAAAUCCUCUGUUUGGGAAAAGGCCCAAGAAUUUUGGCAUUGGACAGGACAUCCAGCCCAAAAGGGACGUCACCUGCUUUGUCAAAUGGCCCUGGUACAUUCAGCUGCAGUGGCAAAGAGCUAUUCUCUAUAAGCGUCUGAAAGUGCCUCCUGCCAUUAACCAGUUCACCCAGGACUUGGACCGCCAGACAGCUACUCAACUGCUUAAGCUGGCUCACAAGUACAGACCAGAGACAAAGCAAGAAAAGAAGCAGAGGUUGUUGGCUCGGGCUGAAAAAAAAGCUGCUGGCAAGGGGGAUGUUCCUACCAAGAGGCCACCUGUCCUUCGAGCAGGGGUUAAUACUGUCACCACUUUGGUGGAGAACAGGAAGGCUCAGCUGGUGGUGAUUGCACAUGACGUGGAUCCCAUCGAGCUGGUGGUCUUCCUGCCUGCCCUGUGCCGUAAGAUGGGGGUUCCCUACUGCAUUCUCAAGGGGAAGGCCAGGCUGGGGCGUCUAGUCCACAGGAAAACCUGUACCACCGUUGCCUUCGCACAGGUUAACUCGGAAGACAAAGGAGCGCUGGCUAAGCUGGUCCUUAUCCGGACCAAUUACAAUGACAGAUACGAUGAGAUCCGCCGUCACUGGGGAGGCAACGUCCUGGGCCCCAAGUCGGUGGCUCGCAUUGCCAAGCUGGAAAAGGCAAAGGCUAAAGAACUGGCCACCAAUCUGGGCUGAGUGUACACUGUUGGCGUUUUCUGUACAUAAAAGUAAUAAAAAGUCUCCUUUAAAAAAAAAAAAA